Oryzias melastigma (Indian medaka) is the source of this 712-nucleotide messenger RNA. Its product is annotated as cyclic AMP-responsive element-binding protein 1. Gene Ontology annotation, biological process: regulation of transcription by RNA polymerase II. NCBI's taxonomy places the organism in Eukaryota, Metazoa, Chordata, Actinopteri, Beloniformes, Adrianichthyidae. The transcript has 5 exons. Bases 133 to 711 code for a protein of 192 amino acids. The record is from RefSeq and is a predicted model, not a curated record. Gene Ontology annotation, molecular function: cAMP response element binding; DNA-binding transcription factor activity, RNA polymerase II-specific. Gene Ontology annotation, cellular component: ATF4-CREB1 transcription factor complex; nucleus.
UUAAAAAAAAUUAAAUAAAAAUAUAGACCAACUGAUUUUAGGAUUAUGCAGCCACGAUUGAAAGAAAACAGAUCUAAACAUUAGAAAAGUUAGAGAGUGAAACAGUUUGAGUGUCCACCACUUGUGUAGCCAAUGAAGAUGGAAUCAGAAGAAGAGACACAGCAGGCAGCAGACACUGCUGCUCCUAACAGGAAAAUCAUAAACAACCUUUUAUCCAGUGGAGCAGCUGUCCUCCACAUUAAGGAGGAAAAGGCGGAGGAGGACUGCUCUGCUGUAGCAGCUACACCUGCAAGAACCACAGUUACUGCUCCUACACCCAUCUACCACACCAGCAGCAGGCAGUACACUGCCGCCGCCCCGCCUGGAGCCACCAUCCUGCGGUACGCCCAGACCAGUGACGGCCAGCAGAUACUGGUCGUGGUUCAAGCUGAGUCCAGUGACACCAAACCCCGCCAAAUCUGUAUCGCCCCCGGAGUCAUCAAGGCCUCCCCCUCUGCCCUCCCUGCCCAAGAUGCCACAGAAGUCUCCAGACGAGAGGUCUACCGCAUGAAAAACAGAGAGGCGGCACGAGAACAUCGAAGGAGGAAGAAGGAGUACAUGAGAUGUUUGGAGAAGAGAGUGGUCGAGCUGGAGAACGAAAUCAAGAUGCUAAUUGGAGAACUGAAAGCAUUAAAAGACUUUUACUAUCAUAAUGAUAGUAAAGCCCCUUGAA